Molecule: messenger RNA, 1051 nt
Organism: Saccostrea cuccullata (small rock oyster)
Lineage: Eukaryota; Metazoa; Mollusca; Bivalvia; Ostreida; Ostreidae
Exons: 2
Source: RefSeq, a predicted model, not a curated record
CAAUUUCACAAGGAAAAUGGCGUCCAAUACCUCGAACAGUGAGAGAAGUUAUCAGCACUUUUCAGUGUCUGUUUAUUGGGCUCUGCAUAAAAUAGUGGGAUCUCCACACCAGGUGGCGAUGAGGAGAGAUCUCCUGGAUAUUGUCAAUAUAUUGGACAAUCAUACCAGGGCUAUUGUUGUGUCAUCUUGCAUAAGUGGAAGCAGCGGCGAAGGAUUCAGGCUUAACGAUUCCGAUGUGGAUAUCAUAAAUUGGCCAAAUAAUCAUCGAGUGAUUUGGGAUUUAUCUCAGGUCCAGUAUUACAAUGUACGAAAAUGUGGGCUAAUUGUUGCAGACAGUUCUGAUAGCCCACCAGGCUACACUUUACUCUGCUUACCAAAACUUAAUACAUGGUUAUCAAAUAAUAUUUUAUUCUCUUGUAUCAGAAUGAAUGAUAGAUAUUAUGUAUCAAGUUGUUUACACAAAGAGUAUGUGUCCUCUUUAGUGUUAUCUGCUUCUGUAAUACAUGGACCAUGUAGUUUUCAUGUUUCCAAGCAUUUUGAUUUUGAUCAUGCCAACUGUUUUGCUUAUGACUUUUGGCCUCCAUCUGCCUCUACAUGGAUAGACAGAUGUCACAGUCACUCGUGGCCAAAACCUCGUGUUGUUCAUGACAUCAUCACUAGUGGAUGUCAUGUUGUAGCAGUAGGAUACCGUCUAGGAAAUCAUCAAGACAAUGAAUGGAGGAUAUCCCUUUCGAAGGCAGAAAAAAGGCUCGUCCAUACCAUGAACCAUUGCCAAUUUUUAAGUUAUGGCUUGCUGAAACUGUUUUUAAAUGAAGUCAUAAACUUCAAAUUAAAUGAUGAAAGUAAAUUAUUGUGUUCCUAUCACGUAAAUACUGCUAAUUUCUGGAUGCUGCAAGAAAACAUUAUGUCGCAAUGGAACCCACAAAAUCUCCUGGAGUGUUUCUGGAUUUGCUUUAAGCUCAUUCUUAAUUGGGUGUAUGAGGGAGUGUGUCCAAACUUUUUUAUUCCAGAAAACAACAUGUUUUUGACUAAAAUCUAUGGACAUUCACAG